Doryrhamphus excisus (bluestripe pipefish) is the source of this 2029-nucleotide messenger RNA. The record is from RefSeq and is a predicted model, not a curated record. Lineage: Eukaryota; Metazoa; Chordata; Actinopteri; Syngnathiformes; Syngnathidae.
UAUAACAUGAAUGUACUUGCAUUGAACUAUUUCCUUGUUUGUGUGUGGGACCAAAAAUGCUUAUGUUUCCAAAUGUAAACAAAAACGAUAUGAAAUCAAGUUCCUGUUUGACCGUUUAAACGGUUUUAUUAUUUCCGAUAGUCACGAACGCAGCAUCGGUGACAUCAUCAUCAUCUUCAUCGUCUGCCGAGCACCACCAUUGUGUGUCCUGCCUUUCAUUACCCAAGUCCCCAAUUAACGUUGCGCCAUCAUGGACCAGGACCAGGACCAGACUGGCAUGGAGCUCCGAGGUGACGCCAACAAAGAAGAUUCGCCGAGCCAAGCCGAACCUCAGUGCCCGGCAGCGGAGGCUGAUGCGACGGAGGCCGAUGUGAGCGAAGUGGUUCUGGACCAGGACCAGGAGAAGCAGCCCAUGACCGGAGGAGGAGAUGCUGCUCUUGCUGCCCAGGAGGAGAAGAACGGCUUCGUCAAGGUGAAGAUGGAGGAGGAGGAGGAGAAGUUCACUGGUCUGAACAAGGAGGAGCUGCUGCGAGUGGCGGGAACACCAGGGUGGGUGCGCACGCGCUGGGCGUUGCUGGUUCUCUUCUGGCUGGGCUGGUUGGGCAUGCUGGGCUGCGCCGUGCUCAUCGUCCUGCAGGCGCCGCGCUGCAGGGACCUGCCUGACACCUACUGGUGGAACCAGGGACCGCUCUACCAGAUCGGACGCAUCCGGUCCUUCACGGACGCGGGAAACCUCAAAGGUGUGCAGCACAAAGUGGAUGCCCUGUCUAAGCUCAAGGUCAAAGGUCUCGUGAUCGGGCCCGUUCACGUGGCGCCACCGGACGACGCCAUGAGUCUGAGCUUCGAGGAGGUUUCGCCCGAGGUCGGCAGCUUGGAGCAGUUCAAAGACUUGCUGCAUGCCACGCACAGGAAGGGCAUGAUGCUGGUCCUGGACCUCACACCAAACUACCGUGGUUCCACCGGCGCCUGGUUCUCCAAAAUCAGCGUGACUGUCGUUGCUGAGAAGCUGAAGUCUGCGUUGGUCUUCUGGUUCAACCAAGGCGUGGACGGCGUGCAGCUGUCUGAGGUGGAUCAUGUGGCCUCCAUGGUUCCGUCCCUGUGGGCCGACAUUCGGGCCAUCGUCCAAAACGGGACCAACGAGCGUCCCACUAAGAGGGUUCUGAUGGGCGUCACGGAGCACCGCUCGGCCGACAACGUCUCCGACCUCUUGUCCUCCACCGGGGUGGACCUCCUGACUUCCAAUGUCCUCCUGCCCGCAGACACGGCCGAGUACACUCAGUCCAUUUGGCGCUUAUAUUCGGCCCACAAUCAGACCCAGUUGGCGUGGAAUGUCGGGGGGCGGAGUCAAGGUCACCUGGCCUCGCUGGGCGGCCCGGCGCUGGUACGACUUUACCAGCUCUUCCUCUUCACGCUGCCCGGGACACCGGUGGUCAACUAUGGGGAUGAGAUCGGCCUAAUGGACGGGGACACCAAGUUUCCCAAAAUGCUUUGGGGCUCAGAGGAGGAUCUUAAUGGGACACUGGAGGAGGAGCGCGAGCGCCGCGCAUCGUGUCGCGGUUUCUUCCAAACUCUCAGUGAGCUGCGUGGGAAAGAGCGCUCCCUGCUGUUCGGAGACUUUGUGCCACUCUUCAACUCGUCCUCCUCGCUGGCGUUCAUGCGCGUCUGGGAUCAGAGCACACGCUACAUCGCCGCCAUCAACUGGGGCGACCAGGACGCCAAGCUGGAGUUGAUCCACAAGACCCUGCCCCCGCUGGCCGAAGUGGUCCUCGCCACCAACACGUCAGUGGACACCCACGUGGACCCGGCCGGGCUUCAGCUGGGCGCCAGAGAGGCUGUGCUCCUCAAGUUUCCUUACACCGCUUAGAACCUCAACGCCUCGAACGUGACGUCGCUUUUAGUGUGCUAGCUGUGUGCUAAUUACUGUGAAACUAAUCACAAUAAAUAACUGUGAGCUGCCGUUGUCAUGUGACCACAUUUGAUUAUUUUCCUACAUUUGGCUCUGCUUAGCAUCUUCAAAUAUUUCUAUUAA